GAGCCGGUGCAGUCUGGUGAGAGAGAGAGCGAGAGAGAGAGAGAGUGAGAGAGAGUGAGUGAGAGCUCAUGUGCUCAUCGCUGCUGUAAGUUUGGAAUGUUGCUGGUGUCCGCGCGCGGGAUGGAAACGUGAAGCGGAUCUGUGAAGGAGCUGCCAUUGUCCCCCCCCGUCCUUGGAGCAGGUGGAGUGUAACUUUGCAUGGAGUAGCGAAGUGAAGAGGAGAAGACAGAAAAAAUCUGAAAAAAAGGAAAAGCAGAACCUACAGAAAAGCGCAGAAGGAGGAAAACGAAGAGAGGAAAGAAGGAAAAGCAUGAGGUUAGAAUGGAGGUGAGGGAGCGACAGCCGUUCUGUUCCCUCUCUCGCGCCCGGAGAGAACGAGGGAGAGGAGGAGAGAGAGAACAGGAAGAAGACGGAGGGAUGGAGGGGCUCAGUGAGCGGCGGCACGCGGCGACGUCCGUGCUUACCCAGAAAUCCUACAGCUCCAGUGAAACCCUAAAGGCUUUCGACCAGCCGGCCGGCGCUCAGCCGAUCUACUCUCACCGCAUGCCCGAUAUGGUCCCCACGGAAACGGAGGAAUACCGAACUCCAGGUCAGACUCUCUCGCUUCGCCAGCUUGGUAUCUGCGGCCCGGCUCCUCGCCGUGGUUUGAGUUUCUGUGCUGAAACUGGACUCCAUCACCACGUGCAACCCACCGGACCGGACCACGUCCAGAACAUGGUGGGGGGGAUCUCCCCGGACUGUGCCAUAAGGCUGUGGGGGAGGGGCAUGAAGCCCCACGGACAUGACUCCCACCUGUCCAGCCAAUCAAACUCUGCCCUGACCCUCACGGACACGGAGCAGGACAACAAGUCGGACCAUGACAGCGGGGAACCCCCCCAUCCCAAAAAGAAAAGCACCCUGCCCCCUCUCCCACCUGCUCCACAUCAGCAUAAGCAGCACCCAUCAAUCACCUCAUUGGCCAAUCAGACGACAGAACUGCAGAGUGCAUCCGAAUGCGUCCAGCUGCAAGAGAACUGGGUUCUGGGUAGCAACGUAGGCCUGGAAAGCAGGCACUUCCUGUUGAAGACCGGCACUGGCUCCGCCUCUCUCUUCACCACGCCCAAUCCAGGCUAUACCAUGGCUACGGGUGUUUAUUCCCCACCGGCUCGCCCACUGCCCCGAAAUAACCUGACGAGGGGGGCGUUUAAAUUCAAGAAAUCACCCAAACAUUGCUCCUGGAAGUGCACUGCGCUCAGUGCGGUGGGCGUGGCCACUCUGCUGUCAAUCAUGCUCUGCUACUGUAUAGCCAUGCAUGUGUUUGGACUAAACUGGAAGCUGAAGGAUGUAGAUGACCACGCCUUUGAAAAUGGCCGAGCCACACCUGUAACCUCCACCACCAGCACUGUGACCUCACUUUCUACUGACGGCAGGGUGGGCAUGAGUGACCCUGUGCUGGACUCAGGUCAAGUGGACAUUGGCCAGCAGGUUGGUCAGGCCGUUCCUCCGGCGGUCUUCUGGAGGUCCAGCAUGAUGAUGGAGAGACCACGCUUCCUCAAGUUCAACAUCUCCAUCCAGAAGAACGCCCUGAUUGGAGUUUACGGCAGGAAGGGCCUCCCGCCUUCACACACACAGUAUGAUUUUGUGGAGCUGCUGGAUGGCAGUCGUCUGAUCUCACGGGAGCGUGUUCAGCUGGACCCAGACCUCAGGGACGGCAUGGAGAGACCGGUCAGCGUGCAGCAUGCAGGAUUCAUUCAGUUCCUGCAGGCCGGAGUUUGGCACCUGGCCUUCUAUAACGAUGGCCGGAGUGUGGAGCCUGUUUCAUACAACACCAUGGUGCUGGAAUCGGUGAUGGAAUGCCCUCACAACUGUAACGGAAAUGGCGAGUGUGUGUCUGGCACAUGCCGAUGUUUCCCAGGAUUCCUCGGGCCAUACUGCUCUCGAGCGGCCUGUCCGGUUUUGUGCAGUGGUAAUGGCGAGUACAGCAGGGGACGCUGUCAGUGCUACAGCGGCUGGAAGGGCACUGAGUGUGACGUCCCCGCCAAUCAGUGUAUAGACGCCCAGUGUGCGGGUCAUGGCCUGUGUGUGUCCGGUCUGUGCGUGUGUAACCCCGGCUACAAGGGUGAAAGCUGUGACGUGGUGGACUGUGUUGACCCGUCCUGUUCGGAUCACGGCUCCUGUCUGCACGGCCGCUGCCACUGUUUGGCGGGCUGGACCGGGACGAGCUGCGAAAGCCCACUCUCUCUCUGCCCGGAGCACUGCUCAGGCCGCGGAACCUUCCAGAGCGACACCAGCACCUGCGUAUGUGAGGCCAACUGGACCGGGCCGGACUGCUCCACAGAGUUGUGUGCAGCGGAGUGCAGUCCUCACGGCGUGUGUGUGGGCGGCGCGUGUCGCUGCACCGAGGGCUGGUCAGGCUCUCGCUGUGAACAGGCGGAGUGUGAACCGCGCUGUGGGGAACACGGUGUGUGCCGUGAUGGGAAGUGUGAGUGUGAGCAGGGCUGGACGGGAGAACGCUGCAACAUCGCUCACUUUCUGGAUGGUAAAAUCAAAGACAGCUGUCCCGGCCUGUGUAACAACAACGGCAGGUGUGUCCUGGACCAGAACGGCUGGCACUGUCUUUGCCAGUCAGGAUGGAGAGGGGCGGGGUGUGACGUUGCCAUGGAAACGCUCUGCUCUGACGGCAAGGACAACGAAGGAGAUGGCCUGCUGGACUGUAUGGAUCCAGAUUGUUGCCUGCAGAGUUCUUGUCAGGAUCAGCCUUACUGCAAAGGGGCACCAGACCCCACCACGGCCCAACAAAACCCCCAGACCUCUUCCACUCCACCCACCCUGGCCUUCUACCAGCGGGUCAGCUUCCUUGUGGCUCCAGGAGGAACUCAUCGGCUUCCUGGAGAAAACCCGUUCAACAGCAGCCUGGUGUCGGUGGUGAGAGGUCAGGUGGUGACGGAAGAUGGAACGCCGUUAAUCGGAGUGAAUGUGUCACUGCUGCAUUACCCGCAACACGGCUACACCAUCACAAGGCAGGACGGCAUGUUUGAUCUCUUAGUGAAUGGUGGAGCUUCGCUGACGCUGAGCUUUGUUCGCGCUCCAUACCCAGCCGUCCAUCGGACUGUGUGGUUGCCAUGGAGAGUGUUUUAUGUAAUGGACAGAUUGGUGAUGAGGAGGGAAGAAAGAGACACGCCCAUCUGUGAGCUCAAUGGCCUUGUAAGACCUGCCCCCCAAAUCACAACAUCACCACUGUCUAUCUACUAUAGCUCCACCCCUGAGGCCAACCCUAUCAUACCUGAGACACAGGUCCUUCAUGAGCAGAUUUCCAUCCCUGGCAGUGACCUCAGUCUGGUCUACCUCAGCUCACGGGCGUCUGCCUAUAAGCCUGUCCUCAAAGUGGUCAUGACGGGGUCCAGUGUGCCCUUCGGCCUGGCCAGGGUGCACCUGAUGGUGGCCGUGGAGGGCAGAAUGUUCCAGAAGCAGUUUCCAGCUUCCCCAAGGCUUUCUUUCACAUUCAUCUGGGAUAAAACUGAUGCUUACGGCCAGAGGGUGUACGGCUUGGCUAAGGCUGAGGUGUCUGUGGGUUUCGAGUACGAGUCGUGUAUGAGCGUGGUGCUGUGGGAGAAGAGGAGCUCCAGCCUGCAGGGAUACGAGCUGGAGGCGUCCAGCAUGGGCGGCUGGACACUGGACAAACAUCACGUCCUCGACCUGCAGAACGGGAUCCUGUAUAAAGGCAAUGGAGAAAAUGUGUUCAUAUCCCAGCUUCCUCCGGUCAUCAGCACCAUCAUGGGAAAUGGCCGGCGCAGGAGCAUCUCGUGCCCCAGCUGUAAUGCCCAGGCCGAGGGCAACAAGCUGCUGGCCCCCGUUGCCUUGGCCUGGGGCCGAGACGGCAGCCUGUAUGUAGGAGACUUCAACUACAUCAGACGCAUUUAUCCAUCAGGCAAUGUUAGCAGUGUCAUGGAGCUCAGUAAUAACCCAGCUCAUCGGUACUACCUAACCACGGAUCCUGUAACUGGACAGUUGUACGUGUCAGACACCAACUCCAGGCGGAUCUACCGGCCACGGGUCCUUUCAACUAACGCAGAGCCCCAGCAAAAUGUGGAGAUUGUGGCAGGAACAGGAGACCACUGCCUGCCUUUUGAUGAGACUCAAUGUGGGGACGGAGGUCCAGCUACAGAAGCCCUACUGACAGGACCCAAAGGGAUCGCUGUGGAUAAGAAUGGCCUGAUUUACUUCGUGGAUGGCACUGUGAUCCGCAAAGUGGAUCAGAACGGCAUCAUUUCAACUUUGCUGGGGUCAAAUGACCUUGCCUCAGCCAGACCACUCAACUGUGAUGCAGUAAUGGACAUCCAAGAGGUUUCGUUAGAGUGGCCGACAGACCUGGCGGUCAGUCCACUGGACAACUCUCUGUUUGUUCUGGAUGGCAGCGUGGUCCUGCGGAUUACAGAGGAGGGUCAGGUGAGCGUGGCCGCGGGUCGACCGCUGCACUGCCCGAUGCCCGCCACUGACCAGUCUGUGGCAGAUGUCCAGUGGGCCACACACACUCAUCUGGAGUCUCCGAGCGCCAUCACAGUUUCCUUCAGUGGAGUUUUGCACGUCGCUGAGACGGACGAGCGAAAGAUGAGCCGGAUUCGCAGCGUAACGCCGGACGGUGAAAUCACCCACCUGGCGGGGGUGCCGUCCGACUGUGACUGCAAAACCGACGUGAAUUGCGACUGCUACCUGACCGGCGAUGGCUUUGCUAAAGACGCACGGCUUAGUGGACCCUCCUCUCUAGUAGCUGGUCCUGAUGGGACGCUGUAUGUGGCAGACUUGGGAAAUAUUCGGAUCAGAAGCAUUGGCACCAAUAGACCGCCACUGAACAGCCUGGGACUGUAUGAGGUGGCCUCUGCCAUGGAGCAGGAAGUCUACAUGUUUGAUGUUAAUGGAACACACCAGCACACCGUCAGUCUGGUGACAGGAGACUACAGGUACAACUUCAGCUACAGUAAUGAUGGAGAUCUGACCGCUGUGACCGAUUGCCAUGGUAACACCCUCCGUAUCCGGAGGGAUGCUAGCCGGCAGCCGGUGCGAAUUGUGGCCCCGGAUAAUCAGGUGGUGUGGCUGAGCAUGGGCUCCAGCGGGGGGCUGAAGACACUGGGCACUCAGGGCCAAGACCACGUCCUGCUCACUUACCAUGGAAACAGCGGCCUGCUGGCCACCAAAAGCACCAACAACGGAUGGACCACCUUCUAUGACUAUGACACUGAGGGGAAGCUGACUAAUGUGACUUUCCCCACCGGAGUGGUGAGCAGCCUGGUCAGCGAUGUGGGAACCCUCUCCACAGUGGAAAUAGAAAGCUCAGAACGAGAAGAGCAGGCCACCGUCACCUCCAACCAGUCUGCCAUUCAGACUGUGCUUACUCUACAGCAGGAUCAGUUAAGGACCAGCUAUGUGUUGGGUUAUGACAGCUCCCUGUGGGUCCUGCAUGCCAGCGGCCUGAACACACACUUCCAGACUGAACCCCACAUCCUGUGUGGAGCUUCGUCCCCCACAGUGGCCAGAAGGAACAUCACUCUGCCAGACGACGCUGGACAGAACCUGGUGGAGUGGCGCUUCAGGAAGGAGCAAACGCGCUCUAAAGUCACAGUGUUCGGACGCAAAUUACGAGUGAAUGGCCGGAACAUCCUGUCUGUUGAUUAUGACCGUACUCUGAGGACGGAGCGUAUCUAUGAUGACCACCGUAAGUUCCUGCUGAAGAUUGGAUAUGACCCAGCUGGCCAGCCUGCACUGUGGAUGCCUAGCAGCAAGCUGCUGCCGGUCAACCUGACCCGCAGAAGCAACGGACAGCUUAGCGCCAUCCAGUGGGGGGCAGUGUCAGAGCGGCUGGAGCAUGACGAGCAAGGCCGCGUACGCUCCAGAUUGUUUCCAGAUGGGAAGACCUGGAGCUACACGUACCUGGAAAAGUCCAUGGUGCUAAUCCUGGCCAGUCAGCGUCAGUACACAUUUGAGUAUGACUCCGAAGGUGGGCUUUCAGCGGUCACCAUGCCCAGUGUGGCCCGAUACACCAUGGAGACGGUCCGCUCAGUAACCUACUACCGCAACUUUUACCAUCCACCAGAAAGCAAUGCAUCUGUUGCUGUAGAUUACAGUGAGGAUGGCAGACUGAUCAGAGUUUUGCAGACCGGCACUGGACGGAGGGUACUUUACCGCUACCGCUGGCACAGCAAACUUGCAGAAGUGUUGUUUGAUAGCACUCGCGUCAGCUUUACCUAUGACGAGAUGGCGGGAGUGUUAAAGACAGUCAACCUGCAGAGCGAAGGCUUCAUCUGCACCAUCAGGUACAGGCAACUAGGCCCCCUUGUGGACAGGCAGAUAUAUCGCUUCAGUGAGGAUGGCAUGGUCAGUGCCCGCUUUGACUACGCCUAUGACGGAAGUUUGCGAGUUACCAGUAUCCAGGGUGUCAUCAAUGAGACACCACUACCCAUUGACCUCUAUCAGUACGAUGACAUCUCGGGUAAAGUGGAACAAUUUGGCAAGUUUGGUGUCAUCUAUUACGACAUUAACCAGAUCAUAUCGACCUCGGUCAUGACCUACACCAAACAUUUCGAUGGCCACGGAAGGAUCCGAGAAAUCCAGUAUGAGCUUUUCCGCACCUUGCUCUUCUGGAUUGCGGUGCAGUAUGACGACAUGGGCAGGGUGACCUACAGAGAGAUGAAAAUUGGCCCAUUUGCAAAUGCCACCAAGUAUGGUUACGAGUACGACGUGGAUGGCCAGCUUCAGGCUGUCUACUUAAACGAUAAGUUGACCUGGCGCUACAGCUACGACUUGAAUGGAAAUAUCCACCUGCUAAGUCCGGCUAGCAAUGCCCGGAUACUUCCUUUGCGCUACGACUUGCGGGAUCGGAUCACCAGACUGGGCGACCUUCAGUACGAAAUGGACGAAGAUGGCUUCCUGCGGCAAAGAGGGGCUGAGGUCUUCCAGUACAACUCAAAUGGACUACUUGAGCGUGUCUACAGCAAGGCUAAUGGCUGGACGGUCCAGUACCGCUAUGAUGGUUUAGGAAGGAGGGUUUCCACCAAGUCCAGCCUUGGCCAGCACUUGCAGUUUUUCUAUGCGGAUCUCAGCUAUCCAAGUCGGAUAACUCACGUGUAUAACCACUCAAGCACAGAAAUCACAUCUCUGUACUACGACUUGCAAGGACACCUGUUUGCUAUGGAGAUUAGCAGUGGAGCAGAGUUCUACAUAUCAUGUGACAACACGGGCACCCCACUGGCCGUUUUUGGCAGCGAUGGAGCCCUUAUGAAGCAGGUUCAUUACACCGCCUAUGGAGAAAUCUACUCUGACUCUAAUCCUGAUCUUCAGCUGGUCCUGGGCUUCCACGGAGGCCUUCAUGACCCGCUAACCAAACUGAUUCAUUUUGGAACACGAGAUUAUGACAUCAUGUCAGGUCGCUGGACCGCACCUGAUGUUACAGUAUGGGAAAGGAUGAACAAAGACCCCGUCCCCUUUAAUCUCUACAUGUUCCGCAAUAAUGACCCCGUCAGUAAAGUGCUGGAUGUGAGAGACUAUAUCACAGAUGUGAACAGCUGGCUGGUCACAUUUGGGUUCCAUCUGCACAACAGCAUCCCUGGUUUUCCUGUACCGAAGUUUGGGAUGACCCAAGCCUCUUAUGAACUGACCAAGACUGAUGUCUGGGAUGAUCUGCCGGCCAGUUUUGCAAUCCAGCAGCAAGUCGUCCGGCAGGCCAGAGCUUUCCUUGCCUUUGAGCGGAUGCCACAGGCCCAGUUGAGCCAGACUCGGAGGCUGGACAGACCAUGGCUGUGGUUCGCCUCCAGCGAUUCUCUGAUUGGCAAGGGAGUGAUGCUCGCCAUCUACAGAGGAACAGUGGUCACUCGGGCCCUCAGCAUAGCCAACGAAGACUGCGUCAAAGUGGCAAACAUCCUUAACGGCGCCCUCUACCUGAAGGACCUGCACUUUCUUUUAGACGGUCGUGAUACGCACUACUUUGUGAAGACGGGCGCACCCGAAGCAGAUCUGGCAGCUUUGCGUCUUACGACAGGCCGAAAAGAGCUGGAGAAUGGUGUAAACGUGACUGUAUCUCAAUCCACCACUGUGCUAGCGGGCCGCACACGACGUUUUGCGGAUGUGGAGUUGAGGCAAGGGUCACUAGCGCUGCAUAUACGCUAUGGAGCGACGCUGGAAGAAGAACGAGUGCGUGUGCUGGAGUUAGCACGCCAGAGGGCGUUGGCAGGUGCUUGGGCACGCGAGCUGCAGCGCGUGAAGGAUGGAGAAGUGGGCAUGAGGCUGUGGACGGAAGGAGAGAAAAGGCAGCUGCUCAGCGGGGGACGAGUUCAGGGAUACGACGGAUAUUAUGUUCUCUCGGUGGAACAGUACCCCGAGCUGGCUGACAGCGUGAACAACAUCCAGUUCCUCCGACAGAACGAGAUAGGAAAGAGAUAGCAGCAGAAAGACUAACAUAUCAACUGCUGUUUUUAAUGAGGGACUAGCAAAAGUGUCUUG
Messenger RNA from Colossoma macropomum (tambaqui), 8469 nucleotides. Its product is annotated as teneurin-3. The transcript has 31 exons. Gene Ontology annotation, cellular component: neuron projection; membrane. Gene Ontology annotation, biological process: signal transduction; neuron development; heterophilic cell-cell adhesion. Gene Ontology annotation, molecular function: protein homodimerization activity; cell adhesion molecule binding; protein heterodimerization activity. The record is from RefSeq and is a predicted model, not a curated record. The coding region runs from base 322 to 8409 and encodes 2695 amino acids. NCBI's taxonomy places the organism in Eukaryota, Metazoa, Chordata, Actinopteri, Characiformes, Serrasalmidae.